Messenger RNA from Coccomyxa subellipsoidea C-169, 720 nucleotides. RefSeq lists its product as hypothetical. NCBI's taxonomy places the organism in Eukaryota, Viridiplantae, Chlorophyta, Trebouxiophyceae, Coccomyxaceae. Bases 1 to 720 code for a protein of 239 amino acids. The transcript is spliced from 5 exons. The record is from RefSeq and is a predicted model, not a curated record.
AUGAGCCAAAUGUUCACUUCACGCGCCAGUGCUGGGACAGCAUCCCAGACAGCUGCUGCUGGAUCAAGCCAGGAGAAGGAGCAUAGCCUGAAUGAGAAUGGCGCAAAUCCAUCGGGAGAAGAGCUCUCCGGGCCCAUGUUGGAGCCAUCUGCGUUCAACAAGAACUGGGUGAGGCUGGCUUGGGUGUCUGCGGCGCUGGUCGUUGCAGCACGCAGCACGGAGUUCCUCCCUGUCAAUGUGGCGGUGUUCAUUCACCUCAUGGCAUGGGGGCUGUGGCUGGGCUCAAACAUUUGGACUACCUUCAUUGCAGGCAUCACGAUGUUCAAAAAUCUACCCCGGCAGACUUUUGGAAAGCUACAGGCGAAACUGUUUCCACAGUACUUUGCAGUGGCCAUAGCGGCAGGGGUCCUGCAGAUUGGGACCCUGGCAUUUGGAGUCCCUGGUGGAAUUGCGAGGACACAGAGCAUCACUCUCGGUGUUGCUUUUGUUACUUCGCUGGCGAAUUGGCUGUACGUUGAGCCCGUGGCCACUAAUCUGAUGUUUGAGAGGUACAACCUGGAGAAUGCGCCAGGCGAGAAAGACUCCGCCAAAAUCAAGCAGUUGUACAAGCAAUUUGGCAAAUUCCAUGGCAUCAGCUCCCUACUGAAUCUUGUGGCAUUGGGGGCUGUUAUAUCGCACGGCUGGUGGCUUGCCUCAAAGCUUAGUUUGGGGAUAGCAUGA